Clupea harengus (Atlantic herring) is the source of this 787-nucleotide messenger RNA. RefSeq names its product stonustoxin subunit beta-like. Gene Ontology annotation, molecular function: protein binding; zinc ion binding. The transcript has 2 exons. Lineage: Eukaryota; Metazoa; Chordata; Actinopteri; Clupeiformes; Clupeidae. The record is from RefSeq and is a predicted model, not a curated record. Bases 89 to 715 code for a protein of 208 amino acids.
CAUGGUAUUGACACAAGUGUGAAAAUGAUUGUAGAAAUCUUGGUCUAAUUGAGAUAAUGAAUUGAUGAAUGUAUGAAUCUAUUUAUGAAUGCCCUUCUCUCUCAGUUUAAUGGGCUGUAAUGUGAUGUUUUCUGUCUCAGUGUCUGAAGUCCAGGCUGUUUUUCCUGAACCAGUGACCAGAGAGGAGUUCUCACAGUACUCCUGUCACUUCACACUGGAUCCAAACACAGCAAACAGAGAACUCCAUCUGUCUGAGGGGAACAGGAGGGUGGAGAAGAGAGAUGAGGUCCAGUCAUAUCCUGAUCAUCCAGAGAGAUUUGAUAAGUGGCAGCAGGUGCUGUGUAGAGAGGGUGUGUCUGGACGCUGCUACUGGGAGGUUGAGAGGAGUGGGGAGCUGGUUAUGAUAUCAGUCUCAUAUAAAAGCAUCAGCAGGAGAGGAAGGGGUAAUGAGUGUGGGUUUGGAUGUAAUGAUCACUCCUGGAGUCUGAUCCUGCGCAGCAGCAGCUCCUAUUUCAGACACAAUAAUAAAGACACUAAACUCCCUCUAGUGGCCAGCUCCAGAAUAGGAGUGUAUGUGGAUCACAGGGCAGGAACUCUGGCCUUCUACAGCAUCUCUGACACAAUCACCCUCCUGCACAGAGUCCAGACCACAUUCACUCACACACUCUACCCUGGGUUUUAUCUAGGUUUAAGAUCAUCGGUGAAGCUGCUGUGACUGACAAGUCUAGAUGCUGUUAGCACAUAUAUCUCACACAAUACUUCAUUUAACACAUCACUCACACGUAAG